This is a messenger RNA of Anopheles funestus (African malaria mosquito), 2922 nucleotides long. Its product is annotated as glutactin-like. The record is from RefSeq and is a predicted model, not a curated record. The transcript has 5 exons. Lineage: Eukaryota; Metazoa; Arthropoda; Insecta; Diptera; Culicidae. Bases 635 to 2632 code for a protein of 665 amino acids.
AUAACCAAUAUAUUUGUAAAAUUGCUAUAUACAAUUACUCUAUAAACUAUUUUUUACAAAGUAGUGAACCCUAGCUAAUAAGAAGCUAAUAAUGGAAUAAGUAAAUCCAUCCUAUUGGGUGAAUUGUAUGCAUCUGGAAGAAGUGAUGGCAAAAAUUAUAUAACUACAAUACAGACAGAAGAACAAAGCAACAAAAAAACAUCAAUCAUGCCAAACACAAUUCAAUUCACAAUGCACCUUUGCAAAUUCGUGGCGAAGAGAGGGAGUAAAACAACCACACAGCAAACAAAAGUACGGCCUGGACAAACAUAAACACACAUUGCCAUAAAUCUUGCGACAAACAGGUUUUCCCAAAUACAGAAAACAAAAUUAAGCAAAAAAUUUAACUUUCCAAGCUGUUCCACAUUCCAACACGCCGAUACGAUGAUCAACUACGCCAGUCGUAAUUUGGACUUCAGCAAGCGCGAGUGAUGUGGUUUCGAAAAUAACGAAUUUACUACAAAUAGAUAGCUAUUUGUUCUAGUGUAAUCAGGUGUAACUAUCGUUUAAUUUGAAGGUUAAGUCACGUGGAUUGAUAAAUUGAAUUCGGCCAUAGCAAUUUGCAAUCGGUUACCACUUUGAUUGAUUGUUAUCUAUGUUUAACUAUCGAGCGGGAAUAUAUUUGACAAACGGUAUGUAUCGCCCGGGUAUAACGUUUUGGCCUGUUUGCCAUUAUCGACACACCUCAAACGUACGCGGCCCGCUUAUCCAUUUCUUAUCAUCUUUUAUCAUCCCCAGUUGCCCUUUUAUUGCGCUGAGCAACGGUCAUCGGCACUCGGGGCUUGCUGUGCGCGAGAUAUCGUCGCCAGUCAUUAGUAAGAUGUUGCUCGCGGAGGUUUUACGUCCGGCCGUGCUUGCCGUGCUUUAUCUCGCUACAGCUUCCAGUGGAAUUACGGUGCGCAUUCAGAGUCUCGGCGAAGUGAUCGGAUCCGAAACGGUUACCGCUCGUACAGAGCAACUGGUGUAUCAGUUUUUUAACAUACCUUAUGCAGAGGCACCGACCGGUACAAGACGCUUUAAGCCACCGGUUCCAAUCGCAUCGUGGAACGUCGCUAAGGAUGUUUCCGAACCAGGCCGACCCUGCCCACAGCCCGGUAUAACCGAUCAGCUGAAUCCUGGAGAUAUUACACCAGCAAUUGAAGACUGUCUAUCGCUAUCUGUCUUCACGAAAAAUGUUACAGCGAAAUACCCCGUCAUGGUGUACAUUCAUGGUGGAUCGUUUUAUCUUGGCAAAGCCGCCGACCAUCCUCCAAACUAUCUACUCGAACGCGAUGUCACGCUGGUAGCCGUACAGUACAGGCUCGGUGCACUUGGGUUCCUCUCUACGAUGAGUGCUAACAUACCGGGCAAUGCCGCAAUGCAUGAUAUCGUUAUGGCACUGAAAUGGGUGCAAGAUCACAUAGGUGAUUUUGGAGGUGAUCCGCAACGUGUUACCGUCUUUGGACAGUCGGCUGGUGCGGCAGCUACUAGCGCACUAUUGUACAGUCCGCUAGUGCCACCUUCCUACUUUUCCCAAGUGAUCCUACAGUCUGGUGGAUCAACCGCUGCCUGGGCGAUCGAUCCUAAUCCGAUCGAUAAUGCAAAAGAUAUUGCCAAGUACGCUGGAUGUGACAUAGUGCGACCGAUAGAGGAUGUUGAGAGGUGCCUGCAGGAAUUACCAGUACUAAGUUUGAUCAGAGCUCUCGAUAUGCAUUCGCAAGAACGAAUGGUGAAUCAGGGAGUCUACAAUAUUGGAGGCUGUGGCAUGGUAAUUGGUGGACCGUCCGGUUUCCUUACCGAAGAUCCUUUCAAUGUGAUGCGAUCGGGACAAGUGCGCAAAGAUGUCCGUAUGAUGGCUGGCGCUACAAAGCACGACGGAUCAUUCAUGAUGACGGGCUUGUACGACAUGUUGUCGUCGAUGGAACUGGUCAACAAUAAUCAAUUCAACCAGUACGAUUUAAUCGACACUGCAAACCGUGUCUUCGGUAUUGACGAGCAUGGUGGCGCAUUGGCUGGAUACGAAAUCGAAACCUUAUUCACAGAGCAGGAACUUAAGAGUGGAAACUUCUCGCAGCUUAUGGCGGGUUUAAUAGAUAUUGCUGGCACAAUCGUAAUCAAAGGCCCUGUAUUACGAGAUGUACAAAACAAUGCACGAUACAGCGACAAGGAAACGUACCUUUAUUCAUUCGACUACCAGGGUGAACACACUCGCUUUGGUUACGGGGCCAAUACCUCACACUAUCCGUUCCGAGGCGGUGCUCACCAUUCGGAUGAUAACAUGUAUCUGUUUCCAUAUCCCGCAUCAGUUACCAAUUUAAAUUCCGCCGACAGACUAAUGUCCGAGAUUAUGGUGGAUCUAUGGACCUCGUUUGCAAUCGAUGGUGUGCCAAAAUCAUCCAAAGGUGUACCAACGUGGCCCAAAGUGAAUGGCCCCACUGGACCGUACAUGCACAUCAACGAACCAUUUUCCAUUGGAAGCAACUUUUAUGAUGAGUAUGCCGUCAGUGCACAUGAACGAUCGGCAGCAUACACCAUUAGACAAACUUAUGCUACUGUUAUGGUGGCACUUUCUAUAGUCCUAAGUGCUUUUUCAAUUAUCUACACGCUAUCAUAAAAUUCAAACGGUAAUUUCAUUUAUCCUACCAAAUAUUUCUGACGGAAUCGUUGAAAAAUCAUGAAUGUACGCGUUUGCACGGUUGUGUGUACCAUUUUCAUAAGAUUUUUAUUCUUUUCAAGAAUAAAUUGAUUUUAAAAGAAUUCAACAAAAAUAUAAGAAGCACUAGUACACUCCUAUUCAAAGUGUAUUAGAAAUAUAACCAGUACGAAAUAAAUAUAAUAUCUCAAACUGCAUCAAUCGCUUUGUUUAUUCAAAAUAUACAAAAAAAAUAUUCUCAAACUUUAUAU